AUGGUGUCUGUGCUCGAGGGCCACCUGGCGCCAGUGACGGCCCUGGCGUUCCUGCCGGGUGCCGACGCCUUUGUCGUGUCGGCGAGCGAGGACUGCACAUUCAAGGUGUGGGACCUCGUGGAGGGCUCGGUGCUGCACGAGAGCGCGGUGCUGGGGCCGCGGCCGCCCACGGCGCUGGGCGUCGACGCGGCGUACGGGCGGCUUGCGGUCGGCGACGGCGGCGGGGGUGUGCGGCUGUUUGACCUGUCUGACCUGUCGGCCUGCCGUGCCACGCAGUCCCUGGACUUGGACAGGGAGCUGCAGCGGAUCACAGACGCCGCCAUCGCGGAGCGCCGCGCUGCGGCCGCCCGGCUGGACGCCAUGGCGCGCACGCGCACCAUCACCGCGCAGCCUGCAUGGCGGCGUCAGGCGCACCUGCAAGCCGAGGCGCGGGGCCGGCUCUGCAGCGGGGAGCGGGGCGGCGUGCCGGCGGGCGGCAGCGCGGGCGUUGUGGCUCUGGCAUUUGUAGGGGCCCACCAGUCGGACGCUCAGCUGCCGGGCGGGGCGGCCUUGCACAACAGCAGCGUUGUCCGCCUGGCGUUCUCGGGCGACGGCUCCCGCCUCGUCACGGCUUCCUCGGACAAGACCGCCCGCUGCCUGCUGCUGCCCACCAGCCGCCACAAGGGCGCCGGCUGCACCUUCAUCGGGCACGACGGCCCCCUCACGGGCGUCGACUGGAGCCACGGGGGCGGCCACCUGCUCACCAGCUCGGCUGACAGGACCGCGCGGAUGUGGGCGGCGAAUCAGCCCGCCCCUCUGAUCGCGAUCACCGGGGACCGGCAGGGCGGGGGCGCGGCCAGGACCGCGGGUUUUGUGUCAAAAGUCACUGCGGCGCGCUUCUUCUGGAUGGACGCGCGGGUGCUGGUGGCGACGUCGAACAAACUCCAUAUUUUUAGGUACGACCUGCCAGAUGGCGGCGACGGCAAGCAACCUGCACUUCCCGGGGCCACGAGCCAGCAGCCGCGCGGCCGCACGUCCCUGGCCGCUUCGUAUUCGAGCGCCGCGCAGUCGAUUUUGGCAGCAUCCUGCCUCAAUUGCUGCUUGUCACCGCUGGCGCUGCUGUGCGGGAGUGACAGGAGCGUGGAGGUGCUGGACGUAGGAGAGAUGAAGGUGGCACUACGCAUCCCGGACGCCCACGCCCGCGCCCCGCACGCCGUUGCCCAGCCCCCCGGCUCCCCCUUCGCCGCCGUCGGCCGGGAGUCCUUCGAGCUGUUCGCCACCGCCGCAACGGACCGCGCUGCAAAACUCUGGGACCUGCGGGCCGGCGGCCGCUGCGCGCGGCGCUUCUCGGGGGGCCACAGGAAUACGCAGCUGCACGUGGGCCUGGCGCUGUCCCCCUGCAUGCGCUUCCUGGCCGUGGGGUCUGAGGGCCGCGGGGCCGCCCUGUACGACAUCAGGCAGGGCGCCCUGCUGUCUACCCUGGAGGCGGGCCCCGAUGGCGCCGGCGCCGGGGGCGGCGGCGGCGGGGCCAGGGGGGCGGCGCUGUGCGUCGCAUUUAAUCCGCUGCGGCCGCAGGCGGCGGUCGGGUUCCAGGAUGGGUCUGUCUCGUGGUUCCGCCCCUGA
Messenger RNA from Monoraphidium neglectum, 1602 nucleotides. Its product is annotated as WD repeat-containing protein 27. The record is from RefSeq and is a predicted model, not a curated record. The coding region runs from base 1 to 1602 and encodes 533 amino acids. Lineage: Eukaryota; Viridiplantae; Chlorophyta; Chlorophyceae; Sphaeropleales; Selenastraceae. Gene Ontology annotation, molecular function: protein binding. The transcript has 10 exons.